This is a messenger RNA of Lipotes vexillifer (Yangtze River dolphin), 2217 nucleotides long. RefSeq names its product PPARGC1 and ESRR induced regulator, muscle 1 (gene PERM1). The coding region runs from base 1 to 2217 and encodes 738 amino acids. Gene Ontology annotation, biological process: regulation of DNA-templated transcription; response to muscle activity. The record is from RefSeq and is a predicted model, not a curated record. Gene Ontology annotation, cellular component: cytoplasm; nucleus. The transcript is spliced from 3 exons. NCBI's taxonomy places the organism in Eukaryota, Metazoa, Chordata, Mammalia, Artiodactyla, Lipotidae.
AUGGAAAGCUUCCAGUGCAGUGUCCAGCUGAAUGGCCAGGACCGGGCUGAGUUUUCAGCCGCUGCUGCAGAGUGUGGCCUCCUGCGGGCCGGCCUGGCCUCUGGGCAUGAGCUCUUGUCCAGUGACACUGACCAAAGGGACAGCAGUGGCAGCAGCCCCCCAGGGCCCCUGCCCCUUCCUGAGGGGCAGCUGGCUCCCAGGGGGAGUGACCGGCCUGGCUCUGAGGGGGAGAAGGUAGCCACCCGGCAGCUGGUCAGCAGGUCUUGGCAUGAGCCCGUGCUGGCCCCGGAGGCUGGUCAGCAGACGCCCAGCGUGUCCGUGCGGCCAGAAGCUCAGCCGUCCCUCAGCCCUGGUGCUGCCCCUCUGGUCCAGGGCUCAUCCCUCCCGGGGCCAGUGUCUUCCAGAGGCGAGAGGCAGAGGCUUCUGCAGGGGCCAGCCCCCUGGGGUCUUGCCCCUACUCUCACGGGUGAGCCUGCUCAGAGCCCCGAUUCCACCGGCCGCAGCGCUGCCCCCCAGAGGCCCCCUGGCAGCCCUGGAGCCCUGCUGCGCAGCCCCAGCCAAAAGAAGAGGCGGGCUGCAGGCACCAAGGUGGGUGGGUGCUUGGGUGACCCAGGCCCUGCUCCCACCCAGCUGGGCUCCCUACUGCUCACUGAGGCCGGGGCCGAGGACAGCCUUGGCCUGGCUGGGUCCAGGGGGAAGGGUCUCCGGGUGGGGGCCACAGGGCAGACAGCAGGAGCUGGGCAGAUCGAGCUGGGGCCAGAGUCUCCAGAAGCCCCUGAGCAGGUGGCCAGGCGAGGGCCAGGUGUGGAUCUGUCUGCAUCUGUCCCUACCACUGAGCAGGGUACAGACCUAAUCGGAAUGACCCUCAGAACUGAGCCACGCACUGUAUCCACGUUUGACCUUGAGGCUUCUGUAGAUGUCACAGUGGCUAAGUCAGACGUGGCUUUGUCCACACCCACCUCUGAGCCUCAGCCCGAUGAGCCUCUGUCUACACCUGCCUCCGAGCCUGGACUGGAUGUGGGCCUGCUUGUGCCAGGUCCAGGGGUCCAGCUGGAGGUGGAUUCAUCUACGCCUGUCUCAAAGGCUAUUCCCCGUAUAGCUCUGCCUCACCUGGUUUCUGAGGCUGGGUCUGAUGUGGGUGUGUCUACACCUGCUCCCAUCCCCGAGGCUGGGCCUGACGCGGCGGAGCUGGAUGUUGCCCCAGUGGCCAAGCUGGGUUUGAGCCCUAUUCGGUCUCCAGAGGGGGGCCGACAGAAGCCCAGAGGGGAGCCCUCAGCAGGUGCCCCUGGACACCGCACUGGGGAGCCCCCGCUAGGCCCUAUCCAAGCCCCCAAGAAGAAGAAAGUGCGAUUCUCCAUGGCUGUGCCCAGCCCCGAGGAGCCAAGGUCAGGCGAGGCCUCGGGCCCAGCCUUCCCAGCCACAGCCCCCAGGACAGCAGCUGGGGCCUGCAGGGCGUCUGGAGCCUGGGACACUGUGGCAGUUGGGCCCCGGACCCCCCAGCCUCGGAUCCUGAAGCACCUGCCCCCCCCUGCCCCCUCUGCCUCAGCGCGGCCUGGGCGCAGCUGCUGCUUUGCGGUGACCCUCCCAGAAGCCUAUGAGUUCUUCCUUUGUGACACCAUCGAGGAGGAGGAUGAAGACGUUGGGGAGGAAGCAGAGGCUAGCCAGGCUCUGGCCGAAGCCCAGUGGCCGGGCGUGUGCGAGUUCUUCCAAGAUGGCCAAACCCAGAGGUUGAGGCACCGGGAAGGCCACUCCCAGGCCCCAGCCCUCCAGGCUGAGCCUAUGCCGGCCCCUCCACCAGGAGAUCCCACACCCAUCUCCAUCCCCGAGGCCUACGAACACUUCCUCGGGGAGGACGUGUCAGGGGGCAUGCUGGGGCCGGCUGCCCUUCUCCAGAUGCAGGCCACGGAGCCCCCCAGGUCAGUCCCCUGGGACGUGGGGACUGGCAGCCCACCAGGGCCCAGCCCAGCCUCAGCGGAGCAGCUUGCCCCGGCCAUCAGGCAAGCAGGGGAACCCCGGCGUCCCCUCACCUCAUUUACCUUCAGCCAGAAUGACAUGUGCCUGGUGUUUGUAGCCUUCGCUACCUGGGCUGUGAGAACAUCAGACCUGCAUGCCCCAGAUGCCUGGAAAACAGUUCUGCUGGCCAAUAUCGGCACCAUCUCCGCUAUCCGGUACUUCCGCCGGCAGGUGGGGCGGGGGCGCCGCAGCCCCAGCUCCUAG